UGUUAAUAUUUCCUUAUUGUUUUAAGUACAAUGGCUUCGCAAUGGAUUAUGUUUGUCUCUGUGCAAUUUCUACUCACCAAUAACAUUCAUUCACAGACUUGCAGCAAAAUUGAAAGUUUUGUGUCUGGAAGAACAACAGCUUAUUCAAUCAAAUACUAUUGUUGCGCUAAUGCCAUUGAAAAGAAUGGAAGAUGUGAAACAUGUCCAAUAGGUUACGCUAGUGAGAACAAUCAUUGCCAACAGUGUAAAGAAGAUUUUUAUGGAGAAAGGUGUGCAUUUGACUGUUUCUGUGAGGCAAACGAAAGCUGUGACCAUGUAUAUGGCUGUAUUAAUUCCACAACCAGUACUCAACAGUCUUCAAAGCCAACCAUUGCACCAAUAAAAGAGAGAGAUUCCUCAAAAAGUACGUCGUCAAGCAAUUACGUAGUGCUAUACAUGUCUUCUAUUGCCACUAUUGGCUCAACUGUAAUCAUUGCAAUAGCACUGUGGAGACAGAAGGACUGGAUAAAGAAGAGAUUAAACGGUCGGACUCUGCGAUUUCCAAGGUUACAAGAAAAGUCUAGUGCUGAAGAAAAACUGAAAGAAGUGGCAUUUUUCAGGAAAAGCGAAAACGUAUAUGACGACAUCAAUGAAAGAUACAUGCUCAAGGAUUUUGAAAAACUUGAUUUUAUUCAACAUGAAAUCAUCUAUGUAAAAUGAAUUCAAUUUGAUGAAGAAGGACUUGUACUUUUUAUUAUUCCUUUUUUUUCGCAUUAACUAAAAUUCCUUUAAUUUAAAGACAAUAUUUAACAUGUUUAAAUAAGACAUGUUCAACAGUAUAAAUUUAAUUCUAAAUGAAUGUAAAACAAAUCAAGAUCAAAGGAUUUUUCAAAUUAAAGAUUUAUUAAUUAAUAUUUUUCUACACAAUAAGGGGUCAAAAUUUUAAUUCCCAAAUGCGCGCAAAUGUAAUGCGCCUUUGAAUUUCGGGGGCUAAAGCAGGAGGUUUAAUUUUUCGGACAGAAUUUUCAUUUUCACCUGUUCAAAGUUCGACUUAUAUAUCGAUCUUCUGUGUGAAUAUCUAUUUUUAGAAAAUGAAAGGAUAUGGAGUAAAUGUACAAGGGACAAAAUCGCACACAAUACAUAGAAAAAAUAGAAAAUUAUCAAUGAACAGGGCUUUUAUUCCUGUUCUUCAUCUUGACAGUUGAUGUAGGGUCUUCAUCAAUGAACGUAUCAUUCAUACCCUACAACAAGGUCAAAACGGCCCCUAGCAUCGACUUAAGCGGUACUAUUGAUAAAAAUAAACCACAGUUCACCUUCUUGCUCCCAACCCGCCUCGGAGUGCCAAUUUGUGCGAUACUUGUGUACGACGGUUCUCCAGUCAAAAGCACCAGGGAUACAAGAAAAGUGCAGUAAUUUUGACAUCGAUCGCCGCUAAAAUAUGCCAUGAAGUUACACAUGUCGGGAGCGGUCAAUGAAUUACAUAACUUAUAAUUACGGGCGAGGUUUUUUCAACAUAUAUUUGUCAUACAUUGCCUAACAAAAGACCAAUAAUUUCAAAACAACAAAUGAUAGACAAUACAUAUUAAACUAAAAAACAAAUGAUAGACAGCACGGGCACAUCGAAAUAUACGUAAGAAAACCUAGCAGUUUAAAAAUAGUAUGAAAGGGCGAUAUACAAAACAGAUGACCAGACCGGUAUUUUGAAGAAAUUUAAUCAAACAUGAAAUUUUGACAGUGUAUUAGGGAGCUACCAUUUGAUUUUUAUGGGGGGGGGGGGCUAGGAUGAAAUUUAAAAAAAAUAGGCAGGACAGGAGUUUUGAGUAAAAAAAAAGGGCAGGAUGAGACACUUGCAAAAAAAAAAAAAAUUCAGGAUGACAAUUUAGGUAAAAAAAAGUCAGGAUAAACUUUAAAAAAAAAAGGCAGGACCGAAUAGAGUGAAAAAUAAAAAGGCAGGACAGAGAUUACAACUAAAAAAAAAUGCAGGACAACAUUUUUCAUCCUAGCCCCCCUGGAGCAUUGUUUUGUACGAUGAAAUGCAAUAGAAAAAAGGAAGGAAUAAAGUUUGAAAAAUAAUGUUUAAUAUAAAAGUUAGAGCAAACUUUAGAUAUUUAUCUUUAAAAAUAUAUAAGUAUUGUUUUGAACCAUUCAAGUAGGUAUUUAUAUAUCUUAAUUUGCUCAAAGAGAAACCAUUUUUUUCUAAUCAAAAUUAAAUCAAAUCAGACAUUUUAUCCGUUCUAAUAUGUAAGAUUAACUGAGAAUAAGAAUGCCCCAACCGGUUCCUUAUUAAACCUGACAUGUGUACAUAACUGAAGUAUCCUUGGUAUACAUAUAGAUAGAUAUAUAAAGAUAAUUAUAUGAUUGUAUAUAUGAUCGAAGUGCUAGGUUCAUUAUCGCUGUUCUUUUUGUACACCAAUGAAAUGCAUAUUACUGGUUUUGUCUUACAAAUGUAUAUGCUUUUCGAUAUAUAUCUUUAAAGAGUGUUGUAUUAUAUUGUUAUCCCCUUGUAAUAUCCAUUACAUAUUGAUAUUAAAAUAAGAAUGGUAUUUUA
Molecule: messenger RNA, 2527 nt
Organism: Mytilus californianus (California mussel)
Lineage: Eukaryota; Metazoa; Mollusca; Bivalvia; Mytilida; Mytilidae
Exons: 6
Coding region: 31-699 (222 amino acids)
Source: RefSeq, a predicted model, not a curated record